Molecule: messenger RNA, 1054 nt
Organism: Daldinia loculata
Lineage: Eukaryota; Fungi; Ascomycota; Sordariomycetes; Xylariales; Hypoxylaceae
Exons: 1
Coding region: 306-794 (162 amino acids)
Source: RefSeq, a predicted model, not a curated record
AUACUCGCGCGGAUUGAGCAGCUAAGAAAUUAUCGAAUGCUAAAGGCCCUUAAUAAAUGAUGAAGUAUCUCGUCGCGAUCACUACCCAGGUAUAGUGAUUAUGUCCUGAGGGCUGGUAAACUGAUUAUUUCCGGUUGCGUCAGCGUCAGCACAACUCUCACAACUUGCCCCAAUACUUAUCUGCUCGAAUCCUGUCAAACGGAAACUUGCCAUACUAACUGUACUCAUCGUCAUCCUCAAAUUUAAUGACCAUUUUUACCACACACGUCAAAUAGUAAUUAAAUCAAUUUCACAUUUAUAUUAGGAUGCUUCAAAGAGCACAAACAUUUCCUCUCAAUAUCGACAAGCUAGCAAUUGGGAACAGGAACAAGACAUGGACAGUAGCUGAAAUAUGUCCAUCCUCUAACGCGGAACAGAAGCGAGUGUGCUAUCCAAACCUGGAACCAUGGGCACCACGAGACGGACAACGGAAUCUGUCUAGCGAGUUAGAAGAUACCAUCAAAGAGCUAAGAGCAAGGAAUGGCUUUUUAGGGUCUAGAGAAAGUCUACGGGAGAAGUGGUCUAUCAAGUUUGAGGCCGCUAAUAGACGGAUGGAAGGGUCUAAUAUAGCUGCCGUGCCGACUAUCAUGGUAGUGGCCUGGGAUGAGAACGAUCGUGAAUAUAGUGCCGAGGAUGAGCAGCUAUGGGGCGAGGCAUGCAAAGACAUGGUCAACUUCCUGAGAGAUAACGGUGCUGCUUAUUUUGGAGUUGAGAUCAUACGCUGGGAUAGGCUAGAUUACCAGGUUGUGACAUGAGCUUACAUAUUUGCAUCUUUCCCAACGUUUACAGAGAUAGGAAAGGGGGGAUAUUGGACUAACGUCGAGAGGAUCGACGAUACACUUAUGAAUUUAAUAUUAAUGCUCAACCCAAUUUCACAAUUUUCAUGUAUGAAUUAAUAACGGACCAUUUCCAAUUGGCCAUGAUCUAAAACCUAUGUCCACACGGCGCGGAUCGAGAACCUACAUUGUAAACCCGGCGGCCGAUCUCGGCUCCGGAACUUACCUAACCUAGAUUC